AUGACGAAGGAAUGUGAAGAUAUUGUAGAACAGGAAUUUGAAGAUAUAGAAAUUGAAAAAGAACAAGAAAUUGAAGUUGGAACGGAAGAGGAUAAUAAUUUAGUGAGGUGGAGACGAGGGCAGCCUGAGAAAUGGAAAAGAAAUGUUUCUGUAAAAAAAAGAAAAUUAUCCAAAAAACCAUUAGCGAUAGAUUGUUCUAAAUGUAAGUUUAAAUGUUCGAUAACUUUCAAUGAGGAUUAUAGAGUUCAAUUAUGCAGGGAAUAUUGGUCACUUGAUUAUGCACAGCAAAAAAAUUUCAUUUUGUCUCGUGUAUCCCAAUAUUCUGUUAAACGACAUGUUCCUAUAACAGGUUCGAGAAUCGCUAAACAAACAUUUAAAAAUUAUGAAUUUUUGAAUGACAAUACUCCAAUUCGUGUUUGCAAACCAUUUUUUUUAAAAACCCUUUCUAUUAGUCAUGGACCGGUUGAUAAAGCUUUGAAAGUUAUAAUGAAAAAACCGGAAUUCAUAUUCACACAGACAAUAGAGGAAAGAAGGAACCAGUAA
Molecule: messenger RNA, 543 nt
Organism: Macrosiphum euphorbiae (potato aphid)
Lineage: Eukaryota; Metazoa; Arthropoda; Insecta; Hemiptera; Aphididae
Source: the annotation of a GenBank genome assembly